UGAUUUGCUCAACAGAUUGUUUCCUCUUUGUCUCUCGGCUGAUACACAAUGGUUCAGUUUUUAACUCUGCAUGUGUUUCUCUGUGCCAUGGGUUUGCUCUCUGAGACUCUGUGCUCUUUAACUUUGGAGGCAGAAGCUGGAGAUAAUGUCACUAUUUGGUGCCAACAUAACCUGACUGCUACAGAUUCCAUCUACUGGUUUAAACACACGUGUGAUUCAGUUCCACUUCUUCUUGGGUGCAAAAAGUUUAGGACAUCAGCUCCAUUACAAUCGUGUUACUUCUUUACUGAAAGUGAGAGAAUAGUGAUGUCUGUUCAUGGCAAGAACACGUCUCUCACAAUCACUGCAGUAAAUGUCUCUGAUACAGGACUCUAUUACUGCAGCUUCAGUGAUAAAAUGAUCUUUAGCAACUCGACGUCUUUACAAGUGAAAGGUGUAAAUAAAACAUUUUCUGAAAACUUGGAAAAAACAACAGGUUCAAACUCUUCUGCUGUGUUCUUCAUGCUGACUGUGGUGUUUGGUGCCGUGAUUGUGAUUCUUCUCAGUGUCCUGAUCUUCAUCAUACUGAAGCACAGAAAAGCUCAGAGAGGUGCUGAAGCAGAAGCUAAUGAGGUUGCUGACUCGGACUCGGUGCAUUACGCUGCACUUCACUUCUCUAAGAAUAAAACCAAUAGAAUCAUGAGACAUGAUGAAAAGGUGGAUCAACAUGUGGUAUAUUCUUCAGUCGAACAGAGUAAUGUGUGUACGUAAUGUCAAAUAUCAUUACUGUUUACUUAAUAUGAAGCAGAUGUUUCUGAUGGUCCAUGUUUGGAAGAAAUAUAUCAUUUGUAACAUCACAUUUACAAAAUAUAAUAUAAUAUAAUAUAAUAUAAUAUAAUAUAAUAUAAUAUAAUAUAAUAUAAAAUAAUAUAAAAUAAUAUAAAAUGAUAUAAUAGCUUCAGGAUUCUGCACAUUUAAUUUUUACUCUAAACCUUGUAUCAGGUCUCUCAGUUUAUAUCCAGUGUCAUAAAAUAUUCAAGGGUAAAUACAGUCAGGUCCAUAAAUUUUGGGACAUCGACACAAUUCUAACAUUUUUGGCUCUAUACACCACCACAAUGGAUUUCAAAUGAAAUGAACAAGAUGUGCUUUAACUGCAGACUGUCAGUUUUAAUUUGAGGGUAUUUACAUCCAAAUCAGGUGAACGGUGUAGGAAUUACAACAGUUUGCAUAUGUGCCUCCCACUUGUUAAGGGACCAAAAGUAAUGGGACAGAAUAAUAAUCAUAAAUCAAACUUUCACUUUUUAAUACUUGGUUGCAAAUCCUUUGCAGUCAAUUACAGCCCAAAGUCUGGAACGCACUUUAUGUCCCAUAAAGUGAAGUUCAUCUAGUCAUCUUGUCAGUGAAAUAGAAAUAUUUGCUAUUCCAGCUUUUCCAAGUGGAAUCUCAGGAGUCUGAAAUGGUUUAUUUCAUUUCUGGAUUUGGUUCUUUUUCAGUGAAACUGAGUCGUUAAUGUGUAAGUUAUUAUGGUGAAUAUUGUUCAAGUGGGACACUUUUGAAAAGGUGACUUUUUCUGUCAAUUUUUACCAUCAUCCCAGUGUCAUAUCAUCUAACAAGAUAUCUUUAUAAAAAAGCUUAAAAUCUCCCUAACACUAUUCAAAAGCGAACAUCAAGAAAUACUUAAAACAGGUAAAACGGCCCUUCUUACAAUCUUUGUUUAUCAGAUUCUCUGCGUUUUCCUGUGUUACUGUUCAAGUGGGACACUUUACUCUCUCUUUAACCAGGACAGAUGUACAUGUUUUUUAUCAUCUGUUUUGCUUGUAACAUUCAUGAAAAUCUUUUUUUUUUGUAACACAGGUGUGAAUAUAUAUGUAUUACGGCCCUUGGCCCUCCUCUGUAGGCUGCUUUUUGGAUAUUCCAUGUCUUCGCCAUCAUCCUAAGAUGUUAUUCGUCUCUCCUCCUGCUGCCUCCUACAGCUCUACUCCUCUUCUCCUCACUUCACUGAUCUAAACUUCUCUAACUCACUGCUCUUUCAUUAUCUGUCUUUUUCUCAUCUUCCCCCCUCUCUUUCUUCAUUUUACCAUUUGAUUCUGAAAUACAUUUAAAGUGUUAUGCAUUAUUACAAUAAGGAGAAUAUAUCCAUUAGUAGUGUGUGCUAAUUAAUCAUUAUUACAGAGCUUGAAAAGCAUUGAAUUAUUCCUCAUUCUUCGUUGGAUCCUUACGGGUCCAAGCACCAAUGGUGCUUGAACCCUAUUGUAAUUGUUAGGAUUUUUCUUUCUUUCUUUCUUUCUUUCUUUCUUUUGUUCUUUCGUCUUCUGCAUUAGAACAUAACAUAUAUACCCAACUGUAAGUCAUAGAGCCAAGAAACUUGGUCAACAGGUAACACUUCCUCCCAGUACCCAGGCAAGUGAGAUAGGCCCGAUCGGCCCAAUGGUAGUGCUAGAGCACUGGGUUUUAUGUUUUGGUCCAUAUCACAUGAACUGUGAGAACUAGUCAUUGGAUCUUUACCUAUCUUUACAAAUUUGGUGUCAAACUACUCUGGAUAAUGUGAACAUCAAUAAUUAUCAAAAACAUAUUGAUAUUUUUAAACAAUAUGGCUGCAACAUAUCAAGCAACCUUAAUGAGGUGGAGCCUCAUUUACUCAAAUACACUAUAUUACCAAAAGUAUUCGGUCACCUGCCUUGACUCACAUAUGAACUUAAGUGCCAUCCCAUUCCUAACCCAUAGGGUUCAAUAUGAUGUCGGUCCACCUUUUGCAGUUAUUACAGCUUCAACUCUUCUGGGAAGGCUGUCCACAAGGUUGAGGAGUGUGUUUAUAGGAAUUUUUGACCAUUCUUCCAAAAGCGCAUUGGUGAGGUCACACACUGAUGUUGGUCGAGAAGGCUUGGCUCUCAGUCUCCGCUCUAAUUCAUCCCAAAGGUGUUCUAUCGGGUUCAGGUCAGGACUCUAUCGGGUGCAGGCCAGUCAAGUUCAUCCACACCAGACUCUGUCAUCCAUGUCUUUAUGGACCUUGCUUUGUGCACUGGUGCACAGUCAUGUUGGAAGAGGAAGGGGCCCGCUCCAAACUGUUCCCACAAGGUUGGGAGCAUGGAAUUGUCCAAAAUGUUUUGGUAUCCUGAAGCAUUCAAAGUUCCUUUCACUGGAACUAAGGGGCCAAGCCCAACUCCUGAAAAACAACCCCACACCAUAAUUCCUCCUCCACCAAAUUUCACACUUGGCACAAUGCAGUCCGAAAUGUACCGUUCUCCUGGCAACCUCCAAACCCAGACUCGUCCAUCAGAUUGCCAGAUGGAAAAGCGUGAUUCAUCACUCCAGAGAACGCAUCUCCACUGCUCUAGAGUCCAGCGGCGGCGUGCUUUACACCACUGCAUUCGACGCUUUGCAUUGCACUUGGUGAUGUGUGGCUUGGAUGCAGCUGCUCGGCCAUGGAAACCCAUUCCAUGAAGCUCUCUGCAUACUGUACUUGGGCUAAUCUGAAGGUCACAUGAAGUUUGGAGCUCUGUAGCAAUUGACUGUGAAGAAAGUCGACGACCUCUUUGCACUAUGCGCUUCAGCAUCCGCUGACCCCUCUCCGUCAGUUUACGUGGCCUACCACUUUGUGGCUGAGUUGCUGUUGUUCCCAAACUCUUCCAUUUUGUUAUGAUAAAGCUGACAGUUGACUGUGGAAUAUUUAGGAGCGAGGAAAUUUCACGACUGUAUUUGUUGCACAGGUGGCAUCCUAUGACAGUUCCACGCUGGAAUUCACUGAGCUCCUGAGAGCGGCCCAUUCUUUCACAAAUGUUUGUAAAAACAGUCUGCAUGCCUAAGUGCUUGAUUUUAUACACCUGUGGCCAGGCCAAGUGAUUAGGACACCUGAUUCUGAUCAUUUGGAUGGGUGACCGAAUACUUUUGGUAAUAUAGUGUAGCUGUAACUCAAAGCUGUAACAAAAUUGAAAGGUUUAUACAGAACAAGAUUCUGAGGUCAUACGCAGAUUUCAGGGGUGGUCAUACAGAGGGGCAGAGCUAAAGUCAGUUAACUGUUUCUCAGAAACUGUAAAUCAUCAGGAACCAUACAUCUGAUCAGGAACCGUAAAUCAAUUUUGUGAUUUAGAUUCAAUUUAAAUGUGUGUUAGGUUCAAAUAGCUGUUUCUCAGGAGCCAAAAGUCUGUUUGGGCUGAAAUUUGGUGUGCUGCAUCGUUCCUCUAAUUUGUAACUGGAUUUUUCAGCAUUAUUUAAUUACUUUAAAAACAUGUCUGAAUUCAGCCAAUCAGCUUUCAGCAGGCAUUUUGCACAACUAACAUUGAGCUAUUAUCACAAAACUUGAUAAGUAUGUUAGUCUAUGUAUCUUGGCAAGAACUGGCCACUGUGGGUGCUUGGACCCUGCAGAUUGCUGCUUGAAGCUAUAUUUAGAGGUCAAACUUCUUGAAUUUUAUUUGCCCCAAACACAAAAAUAAAAAAAUCCUAUGACCUUUAAUGGCUACAAACCCAAAUACACCCCUGCCCCCACACGAUUUGCCCCUAACACAAAAAUAGAGCCUCGUGCCAAGAACCCCACCAUGCUGGGAAUUUCAUGGCCCCACUUUCUAAUUCUUUACAGUCUUUACUAAUUUUAUCUUUCAUAAACUUUCUUUUAAGCUAACUUUCAGUGCUUUUUAAACAAUGUGUAUUUAAGGAAAUGCAAAUCUAGUCUCAAUCAUUUCACAUUUCAUAUGUAAAAAGAUCAUACACCUAAAAACCCUCUUUAAAUGACUUGAUUGGCUGUCCCACUUUACCAAUAAUUCCCUGUGACCCUUUACUUCCCAAGGAUGAACUCAGUAAGGAAUUAAAAUCCAUAAAGUAUAGACACGUUACAGUAGAGGAUUCAAGUGUCCCACUUUAACCUUUCUCCCAGUUUACCAAUAUUAACCCUAUGUAUACUAUGUAAUAGAUAAAUAUCUUAUGGGAAGAUAAUUAACUACAAGUUGGUGUGAUGUGAAAUUACUAUUGAUUUUUUACUGAGCUGAGUGUUUAUGCAGGGAAGGAAAAACUGAAUUGAAUUGUGAAAAUGGUAACCUAAGCUUUCUUUAGCUGAAGGUUAUGUUAGAUAUAGGUUAUCACGAUAGUUAUAUGACUGGGGUUUUAGAAGAGUGAUGUAUGUGUAUGUAUAUUGCCUAUUAUAAUGCCAGAAAAUAAAUAAGUAGU
This is a messenger RNA of Pangasianodon hypophthalmus (striped catfish), 5136 nucleotides long. RefSeq lists its product as uncharacterized. Gene Ontology annotation, biological process: response to bacterium. The record is from RefSeq and is a predicted model, not a curated record. The coding region runs from base 49 to 750 and encodes 233 amino acids. The transcript has 6 exons. Lineage: Eukaryota; Metazoa; Chordata; Actinopteri; Siluriformes; Pangasiidae.